UGAUCUACGCGGCGCGGUCCCAAUCCCGGUCUCCAAAAAUGUGCUCCAACGGGAGUAGCUAGGCUCGGCCGCUUGCAAGUGCGCACAGUCAGUGACACUCUCGGAUGGAACCAUCUUCGUCAGUUGGAAGCAGCACCCCGAAAGCACCGAGCAAAAUGAAUCAUGUGCGAGCGGCCGUUAGAAUCUUGCACAUCGUGGCGAUGCUGGGAUGGCUACCGUAUCUAACGGCUUUCCACAUUCCACCCACCAAACCAGGAAUUCAGACGUUGAGUAGUCUGAUAACAUCCACCAAGCAGAACCGCAUGCAUCCGGCACAGUUCCUUGUGCCGCCCAAGGCGUACAACUCGUCCGACGAGGACUAUGAAGGCUCCGCCGAGAGCAUAGACCGAAGUUACAAAGCGCGCAAGAUUGUCUACAAAUAUCCGGUGCGAUAUUCGAAGAAGAAAGUCAAACAUCCGCCGCUGCAUCCCAAGCUCUAUACGCCGUACUCGCACUGGACCAAGUGCGACGUGUUCUGUCGACAGCGACGGGAACGGUACUGUGUAGUGCGGUCCAAGUGUGGUUAUCACAUCCACGUGGAGGAACGUCGAUGUCAUCGGCAUUUGUGUUCGCCAUUGACGAUCCCCGGGGAGUACGAUCGCAUCCCGGUGCACAAGUACUCAGUCACGGGUGUUGAACCGUGGAAACCGAAGAAAAAGAAGAAACGAAUCAUCGUCGAGGAAGAUGACGAUGAUUACUACGAUGACGAUGAUGAUGAUGAUACCGAGUACGUAAUCGUCAAGAAAGCCAAGAAACCCAAGAAAACCAAACACAAUCGUUGGAAACGUCCGCACAUAGUGUACAGACACCGAAAGUUUCCACUGAACCAUCGUCAGGAAUCGGACUACGAAGAUGAUGCCGAGUAUGUGACGGAACAGCGGAUACACAACCAACGGAAACCGCUCAAGGUCAUUGUCGACGAUUUCGACGACCGGAAGAUCUUCAGUCCAAGUCCUCAUUUCAAUCACCAUCACCACACGGUGCAAAAAUUCCAGCGAAGACCUCACACGGCCGUGAUCAAACGAAAGCCUUCGCGCCUCACGGAUUACUUUGAAGACUACUAUGAUCACCAAUUUAGGGACGGUACCGGAUUCGCCAGCCGACAUGAUGAUCUGGUAGAUCUCGAUGGGCUGCCGGCGGUACAUGAAGCUCUAACCGGAGAAACUGAUGACGAUCGCAACGCCGCAAAUAUGACAACGUCUUCAACGGAGUUCAACAAGCUGAUGGAGUCGUUCCCAAGUACUGAACCAUCGUCCGGAGAGUCACGUCACACCAAACGGGAUAUUAGUAAUUUCUUGGAUGAUUCCAGCGAAGAUCUGGAUGGUUCACAGGAAGAUGACUUGAACAGUGACAGUCCGGAUGAAAGCUCUAGCGAUGGAAAGAAAUACCCGGAUAAGAGCAUGCUGAAACUGGGGACUGCCGUUACACAGAAAAAGGCAAGGGAAAAGGCAGUCUUCGAAAUGCCACGAAAGGUAGACAAUCCGUAUUCCAAGUGGAGCCGGUGGUCCAAAUGUACGGCGAAGUGCACCACUCGGAGAUUCAAACGAUGUAAGAUUCCGUCCAUCUGUAGCAACGAUAUCAUCCGAGAGGUUGCCUACUGCUAUACUGAGGGUAGUUUCUGCGAGGAAUGGAUCGGUAACCAACUGUACCAGAACAAUAAGCCCCAGCAAACACCGACGACGGCUGUUGUCGCAACGACCCCGAAACCCACGAAACCUGCUCGAAGUCAAGCGGUAGCACCCUAUCAACCAGCAGGCCGGGCCCGAAACGACUUUCAGGACAACUCGAUAGCACAACAACCCGCGGCCAGUCGGAGAGGUUUCCUCCAACCGGAAUACAUGCCGCAGGAGUUGGCCUGCGGAAUUCCGGCGGUACGAGGGAAACCGAAAAAGUAUCUAUACAACAUGCUUCGUAUCAUCGGCGGGAAGACGUCUCGCCGAGGACAGUGGCCAUGGCAGGUUGCCAUCCUAAAUCGGUUUAAGGAAGCCUUCUGCGGUGGAACACUAGUCGCUCCACGCUGGAUCCUCACAGCGGCGCACUGCGUCCGCAAACGGCUCUUCAUCCGUCUUGGAGAGCACAAUCUCCAGCAGUCGGACGGAACGGAGAUGGAGUUCCGCAUCGAGUUCAGUAUUAAACAUCCACGGUACGACAAAAAGACAGUUGACAACGACGUGGCGCUGCUGAGGUUGCCACGUGACGUUGAACGAUCUACCUAUAUAGGCUAUGCCUGUUUGCCGGAACGGUUCCAAGCCCUACCCACCGGAAAUACGUGCACCAUUAUCGGCUGGGGCAAGAAGCGGCACAGUGACGAGGCAGGAACGGACAUUCUGCACGAGGCAGAAGUGCCGAUCAUCAGCAACGAUCGCUGCCGAGCGGUGUACCACGACUACACCAUUACGAAGAACAUGUUCUGCGCCGGUCACAAACGGGGCCGCGUGGACACGUGCGCCGGUGACAGUGGAGGACCGCUGCUGUGCAGGGACUCGACCAAGGAGAACAGCCCUUGGACGAUAUUCGGAAUCACCAGCUUCGGCGAUGGCUGUGGAAAGAAGAACAAGUUUGGUAUUUACACCAAGUUGCCAAACUACGUGGACUGGAUUUGGUCGGUGAUAAACUGCAACGGAAACUGCCGAACGUGAUGGGUGGCGAGAGAGAUACGAGACGAGUAGUAGAAAGUGCAAAUGUGAAUGAGAGAGAAGGGUACAGUGCGAGGACGGAUUUCAGCUGAAUUUUUAUGUAUAAAUUACGAAGCUUCUAUGAUGUAGAGAGAUGAUCUUCUUUUCACGAUCUUAUAUUUAUUGACGAGCGGUACGAAAUUGAGCUCAUUAAUUGAGAAGAUCUAGCCGUAUCAAUAAAUUUUGUGCUAGUUAUUUAUUAAAUUACUGUGUAUAGUACUUCUACGAACAAUAAAAGUGAUAAUUUAAAAACAGUUA
Aedes albopictus (Asian tiger mosquito) is the source of this 2972-nucleotide messenger RNA. RefSeq lists its product as uncharacterized. The coding region runs from base 105 to 2678 and encodes 857 amino acids. NCBI's taxonomy places the organism in Eukaryota, Metazoa, Arthropoda, Insecta, Diptera, Culicidae. The record is from RefSeq and is a predicted model, not a curated record. The transcript is spliced from 5 exons. Gene Ontology annotation, molecular function: serine-type endopeptidase activity. Gene Ontology annotation, biological process: proteolysis.